This is a messenger RNA of Agrilus planipennis (emerald ash borer), 2250 nucleotides long. Its product is annotated as zinc finger protein 883. Gene Ontology annotation, molecular function: DNA-binding transcription factor activity, RNA polymerase II-specific; RNA polymerase II cis-regulatory region sequence-specific DNA binding; zinc ion binding. Gene Ontology annotation, cellular component: nucleus. NCBI's taxonomy places the organism in Eukaryota, Metazoa, Arthropoda, Insecta, Coleoptera, Buprestidae. Gene Ontology annotation, biological process: regulation of transcription by RNA polymerase II. The coding region runs from base 407 to 2134 and encodes 575 amino acids. The record is from RefSeq and is a predicted model, not a curated record. The transcript is spliced from 3 exons.
UAUCAAAAUUAUAGGAAACAAUUCAGUUAUAACGUUCUACACUUUUUAUAUUUCAAAAAUAACUUAUCAUACACCUACAUGGUUUAUAUAAAAAAAUUGAAGCAUUUAUACACAGUAAACAUGUAUAUGAAAUGUCACCCUCCAUUUGUUCAAAAACCCCGCCAAUGCGGUAAACACCUGCACCAUGAGUCAACCGCUAUCCGGAGCUCCAGUUUAGAAGGGGGCCACGCGCAAGUCUUCAUUUGUCUUACAACAGAUGUAUUAGUAACUCACGGUUGAUUACGUCUAUAUGAGACAUCGCAUCAUUUUACACAAAUAUAUUUCGUUGCCUAGAAGUGAGUUCCACAAUUAUUGAAAUAUUUUCGGUGGAAGGCUUAAGCCCUUUAGUGUCAAGCGGCUAGUCGAAAUGGAAGCGUGGCGAACUUAUGCAACAAUUUGCAGGUUGUGUUUGCAAAAAGAUGGUUUUAUGUUAGGCAUAUUUAAUCAGAUACAAGGAAAAGAAAAGAGUAUUUGUAGAAAAAUAAAGGAGUUCAUUGACCUACAGAUAUCAUCUGGAGAUGGUUUACCUUCAUUAAUAUGUCACCGUUGUUUGUACAAAAUAGAACUUUGUCUCGAAUUUAAGCAACAGUGCUUUUUAGCAGAUGCUACUCUACGUCAAGUGAACACUCUUCCUGACAAAGAUGCCGUGAAUUUCUUCGAGGGAAAUGGAAAUGGAGAAAACAAUGUUGUUAUGGUGGUGGAUCCAAUGAGUUUAGAUUAUGAAUCAGAAGGUGAGACUGAAAAUGAGCUGCAAAGUGACAUAGAAGCACACGAAUCUAAUGAUUUUAACGAGUUCCGAAAUGUUUUCAUGUGCAAAUAUUGUGAUCAAGCAUUUACUACCAAAAAUGAUUGUGCUUUGCAUGAAAGUACCGGUCAUAAUAGCAAUAUACCAUAUACAUGUGUAAAUUGCAAUAUGGGAUUUGCAGAUCGUAGCCAAUACUCGGCUCAUUUGAAAAGCAUUCAUCAAAAUGACAAACCCUAUAAUUGCCCUGAAUGUGAAAGAACGUUUGCAAGACGCUCUGAUUUACGGAAGCAUACCAUUGUUCAUACAGGUGUUAAACCAUUCACAUGCACUAUUUGUUUAAAAUCAUUUUCAAGGAACACAAACUUGUCUAAACACAUGCGUAUUCAUUCUGGACAUAAGCCAUUUGUUUGUCAGUUGUGCCCUAAAACGUUCAUUUCAAAGGCUGAUCUGUCUCGUCAUUCUAUUAUUCACACUGGACAGAAACCUUUUCGCUGUCGUUACUGCCAUUUAAAUUUCGGGAGGCGGGACAAACUUAUUCGACAUGAAAAACGUCAUUUUCCUCAACAGAAUAUAGGCGACAAAAGUCAGGAAUUGGAAUUAAUGAGACAGAAUUUAUCGUUAGGAAAUUACAGUACAUUAAUAAAAGAAACUGAAAACAACGAGUACAACAGUCAUGCUUCUGAAAAUAAACAAAAUGACUGGAGUAGCCAAGAAAAUAUGGUUAUUAGCAUAAACCCUUUUCAUCACAAUGAAUUCACAAAUAAUGAAGGUACCGCCGGUAAUGAUUUUCAUUCUGAAGAACAAAAUAUAUCAAAAAAUUUAAAUUUGUCAGAUUCAUUUAUAAUGUCUAACAAUAUUGAAAACGUGAAUUUUGAAGGCAACACACCCGAUCGAGUUUCGAAUGACAACGAAGAAUUUAGAGGUUUUGAAAAUAACAAAAAAACUAACGGUGACGCAUUCAAACGACAUCCGUGUUCUCUUUGUAACAAGAAGUUUUCCAGUUCGGAAGGAUUACGUGUUCAUAUGACAUUGCACUCUUUACAAAGGCCCUUCACUUGUACUAUAUGUGGCAAAUCGUUCCUCCGAAAACGAGAAUUGGACCGCCAUCUUGCUACACAUACAGGUAUGAAACCUUUCAAAUGCUCUUAUUGUGAUAAACGUUUUGGAAGGAAGGAUAAAUUAAUAAGACAUUUUCAAAUACACAACGUUAAACGGGAACAUGUUUGUUCUGUUUGUGGAACUUCAUUUAUUAGAAGAGAUGGGCUCACACACCACAUGAAAAAACAUACUCAAGAAAAUAGUGAGGAAAACAGUUUUGUGGUAGUGGCAGGUAACAAUUUAACGAGUUGAUUUUAUUAGAAAUUAUGUUAUUAACUGCAUUUCAUGGCGAAGAAUUUUAUAGGUAAUUACAAAAAUAUUAUAUUAUUAUAAUUUUGAUUAAGUUUUUAUUUUCCUCUAAUUUUUAC